AUGUCCAAAUCCUUCGAUGACUUUGUGAAGCAACAACAGGCUCAACAAAAGCCGAAAACGUUCGGAUACAGAAAUGCCAAUACUGGUGGGCAGCAAUACAAUUUUAAUAACACAUUUGUACCAGGCCAGUACCAGCCACAACAGUACCAAGGUUAUCAACCCACCCAAAGUCAACAAUAUCAAGGACAACCUUACCAAGGACAACAAUACCAGGGCUAUAAUCAGAACAGGCAUUACAACAAGCUGUCGCAAAGUAACCAAAGCUCAUCUGUUGCCUCACCUAUUGACUCACUCCCUACAAGUGGAAGAAGCACGCCUAACCCAAAUGCAUCCACUACUUCUUUAACUUCUUUGAACACUGCACUUUCAAAGUUGAAUAUUGAUGUCCCAUUUCAUGAAAAUUUGACCAAUAUAGAAAAAGCAAGUAAGAUUGGUGAGGUCAAGACCGAGGUUAACACGAUUGUGACCCAAAUCGCUGAACAAAACGACUUGGCAAUUAUCAAUGAAUGGAAAUUAAAUGAUAUUUUGAAAUCUUUAUUGAAACCGAAAAAUUCACCUUUGGUCAAAGAAGGUGCGUUACUUGUUAUUCAGCAAUUGGCAGUCCAAUUUGGUGGACAAACUCCAAAGGAAUGGCUUCUUUUGCAAUUCUUUGCAACAGCAUACGACAUGUUCACCGAUAAGGAUAAGAAUGUGGUGAAGGCAGCUAAGUCUGCUACAGAUGCAUUAUUUGGAAUCUAUCCUGUGGAAGCUUUAGGAUCAGUGGUAUUGGACGAGUAUUUAUCAAUCUUUAAAUCAGGUGCCAAAUGGAACUGUAAAGUUGCAGCUUUGGAAAAUUUCAAUAAAAUCAUCGAUACAAUCCCCGCUGAUAUCUUGGAAUUAAAGUUUGUUGAUGUGGUUCCGGUAUUGACAGAUUUAUCUACCGAUUUUAAACCUGAAUUGUCAAAGUCGGGAUUAUCCACAUUGAAAAAAUUUGUCAAGGUGUUGGACAAUUUAGAUUUGCAAAACAAGUAUGAUUUGAUUGUUGAUACGUUGGCUGACCCCAAACAAGUCCCCGAGUGCAUCAAGAACCUUUCGUCAGUCACUUUUGUUGCAGAGGUUACUGAACCAGCAUUAUCUUUGUUGGUUCCCAUUUUGGACAAGUCCUUGAAAAUGUCAUCUUCAUCGAAUGAACAAUUGAGGCAAACUGUUAUGGUUACUGAAAACUUGACAAGAUUGGUUAAUAAUAAGAGAGAGAUUGAGACAUUCAUCCCCAUCCUUUUACCUGGUGUCGAGAAAGUCGUCAAUAAUGCCUCUUUGCCCGAGGUCAGAGAGUUGGCUGAUAAGGCAUACAAAGUAUUGAAGGAUGCUGAGGCCGAACAAACGGAUGGUAAGUUUCAUGGGAGAAUCAGUUUAAAGGAAGCAGAAAACUUUUACACUGAUAAUUUACCAAAAGAGUUGAAAGCGCCAUCAUGUGUCAACAGUAGCUACUUGGAAUAUCUAGGCAAAGUCCUUCAAGUUGAUGCUCAUGUCAACGAUUGGAAGAGAUUGACUGAAUAUUUGACAAUGAUAUCCAAGGACGAAGCGUAUGCUCAGGCGGUCACUGCCAAUGUUAAGCAUUUGUUCAACCCAGAAUCCACUCUGGAUGGUGUUAAUGAUGAUGGUGCAAUUGAAAUCGUCAAUGCCGAUUUUUCUUUGGCAUAUGGUUCUCGUAUGUUGUUGAACAAAACAAACUUGAGACUUUUGAAGGGACAUAGGUAUGGGUUAUGCGGCAGAAAUGGUGCCGGUAAAUCCACCUUGAUGAGAGCCAUCUCGAAAGGUCAAUUGGAGGGAUUCCCUUCUGCCGAUGAGUUAAAAACAUGUUUUGUUGAGCAUAGAUUGCAAGGAUCGGAAGCAGAUAUGGACUUGGUUAGCUUUAUUGCUUCUGACCCUGAAUUGGCCAAUGUUGCAAAAGAUGAAAUCAAGUCUGCUUUGUUUGAUGUUGGGUUUUCUGAAGAGACCUUGUUGAAGAAUGUGGGAUCUUUGUCUGGUGGAUGGAAGAUGAAAUUGGAAUUAGCCAGAGCAAUGUUGAUGCAUGCUGAUGUAUUAUUGUUGGAUGAGCCUACGAAUCAUUUGGAUGUUGGAAAUGUCAAAUGGUUGGAACAAUACCUUAUUGACCAUACUGAAAUUACAUCGUUGAUAGUAUCCCACGAUUCUGGAUUUCUUGAUGCCGUGUGUACUGACAUCAUCCAUUAUGAAAACAAGAAAUUAGCAUACUACAAGGGUAACUUAUCUGAAUUUGUCAAGGUCAAACCAGAAGGAAAAUCUUAUUACACAUUGACUGAUUCCAACGUCAAGAUGGCUUUCCCGCCACCAGGGAUCCUUACCGGUGUCAAAUCAAGUACAAGGUCAGUUGCUCGUAUGUCGAAUGUGACGUUCACAUAUCCCGGUGCCGCCAAACCAUCUUUGAAUAACGUUUCUUGUUCGUUGUCAUUAUCUUCAAGAGUGGCCAUCGUUGGGCCCAAUGGUGCUGGUAAAUCUACCUUGAUUAAGUUGCUUACUGGUGAGUUAAUCCCAGCUGAGGGUAAAGUCGAAAAACAUCCAAAUUUGAGGAUCGGGUACAUUGCUCAACACGCUUUGCAACAUGUUGAACAACAUAGGGAAAAGACAGCUAAUCAAUAUUUGCAAUGGCGUUAUAGAUUUGGUGAUGAUCGAGAAGUUUUGUUAAAAGAGUCAAGAAAAAUAUCUGAUGAAGAGAAAGAAAUGAUGGAAAAGGAGAUUGAUAUUGGUGACGGUAGGGGUAAAAGACAAGUUGAGGCUAUUGUCGGAAGACAAAAGUUGAAGAAAUCCUUCCAAUACGAGGUCAAGUGGAAGUAUUGGUUGCCAAAGUACAACUCCUGGGUCCCAAGGGAAACUUUACUAAAAGAAGGAUUUGACAAACUUAUACAAAAGUUUGAUGAUCACGAAGCUUCAAGGGAAGGUUUGGGAUACAGAGAAUUGAGUCCGAAAGUUAUUCGUAAACAUUUUGAGGAUGUUGGUUUAGAUGGAGACAUUGCUGAUCAUACACCUAUGGGAUCCUUGUCUGGUGGUCAAUUGGUCAAAGUUGUUAUUGCCGGUGCAAUGUGGAAUAAUCCUCACUUGUUGGUCUUGGAUGAACCUACAAACUAUUUAGACCGUGAUUCUUUGGGAGGUUUGGCCAUCGCAAUUAGAGAAUGGUCAGGUGGUGUUGUUAUGAUCUCACACAACAAUGAAUUCGUCGGAGCAUUGUGUCCUGAGCAAUGGCAUGUUGAAAAUGGACAGGUUGUUCAAAAAGGAACUGUUGCUGUUGAUUCGCAGAGAUUUGAAGAUGGAGGAAAUGAAUCGGCUGAAGGGUCUCCAGCACCUGAGAUCAAGAAACGUGCUGAUGAUGAUGAUUCUCCUGCUAAUAUCAAAGUCAGAACUAGAAAGAAGAAGAUGACUAGAAAUGAAAAGAAAGCACAAGCUGAAAGAAGAAGAUUGAGGUACAUUGAGUGGUUGAGUUCGCCUAAGGGAACACCAAAACCAGUCGACACUGAUGAUGAAGAGGAGUAA
Molecule: messenger RNA, 3525 nt
Organism: Lodderomyces parapsilosis
Lineage: Eukaryota; Fungi; Ascomycota; Pichiomycetes; Serinales; Debaryomycetaceae
Gene: ELF1
Product: Elf1p
Exons: 1
Coding region: 1-3525 (1174 amino acids)
Molecular function (GO): ATP binding; ATP hydrolysis activity
Source: RefSeq, a predicted model, not a curated record